GCAUGAGCCACGGCGCCUGGCAUCUCUUUUUUAAAUACAGGUGUUUAUAGCUGUAAAUUUUCCACUGUGCACUGCUUUAGUUGCAUCUCAUAAAUUUAUUGACACUUAUUUCGUGUCCUAACAUAUGGUCGGCCCUGGAAAAUGUUCCAUGUACAGUUGAGAAAAAUGUGUAUUAUGCUGUUUUUACUGGAAUGUUCUAUAGAUAUCUGGUAGGUCUAGUUGCUUUACAGUUUAAAUUUUCUGUUUAUUUAUUGAUCUUCUGCCUAGUUGUUCUGUGUAUUACUGAAAGUGUGGUAUAGAAGCCUUCAACUUUUAUUGUUGAAUUAUCUGUUUCUCCUUUCCCUUCCGUGAGUUUUCUUUCUACUUUGGGCUCAGUUAGGUGUAUUUAUGUUUAUAAGUGUUAUUUCUCUCUCUCUCUCUCUUUCUCUUUUUUUUUUAAAGACAGGGUCUCACCCUGUUGCCCAGGCUGGAGUGCAGUGGUGCAGUCAUGGUUCACUGUAGCCUUGACCUCCUCUGCUCAAGCUGUCUUCCCACCUCCGCCUCCAGAGCAGCUGAAACUACAGGUGCACACCACCAAGCCCAGCUAAUUUCUAAAAACCAUAGAGGUUACUUACAGCAAGAAAACCUCAUUUCUACCUGCCAGACUUUUAUUUUGGAAAGUUCAGAUUUAAAAGAAUAUGCAGAACAUUGUACAGAUGAAGGGUUUAUUCCAGCCUGCUUACUGUCCUUAUUUGGAAAAAACUUGACAACAAUUUUAAAUGAGUAUGUAGCUAUGAAAACAAAAGAAACAUCAAAUAAUGUCCCAGCAAUAAUGUCAUCUUUAUGGAAGAAAUUGGACCAUACACUUUCUCAGAUCAGGAGCAUGCAAAGUUCCCCAAGGUUUGCUGGCAGUCAGAGAGCCCGAACAAGAACUGGAAUUGCAGAAAUCAAACGGCAGAGAAAGCUUGCAUCUCAAACAUCUCCAGCCAGUGCAGAGUUGCUCACUUUACCUUACCUUUCAGGACAGUUUACCACUUCUCCUUCCACAGGUACACAAGUUACUCGACCAAGUGGCCAAAUUUCAGACCCAUCAAGGUCAUAUUUUGUAGUGGUGAACCAUUCACAGUCACAAGAUACUGUAACCACUGGAGAAGCUUUAAAUGUCAUUCCUGGUGCUCAGGAAAAGAAAGCACAUGCCAGUUUAAUGUCUCCCGGUAGACGCAAAAGUGAAUCUCAGAGAAAAAGUACCACUUUGUCUGGCCCUCAUUCAACAAUACGGAAUUUCCAAGAUCCAAACGCUUUUGCAGUAGAAAAACAAAUGGUUAUUGAAAAUGCACGAGAAAAAAUACUAAGCAACAAAUCUCUUCAAGAAAAGCUAGCAGAAAACAUAAAUAAAUUUUUAACUAGUGAUAACAAUAUUGCCCAAGUACCUAAGCAAACGGAUAACAACCCUACAGAGCCAGAGACUUCAAUUGAUGAAUUCCUAGGACUUCCGAGUGAAAUUCACAUGUCUGAAGAAGCUAUACAGGACAUAUUGGAACAGACAGAAUCAGACCCAGCAUUUCAGGCACUCUUUGAUCUCUUUGACUAUGGUAAAACAAAGAAUAAUAAAAAUAUAUCACAGAGUAUUUCCAGUCAACCUAUGGAAUCCAAUCCCAGUAUAGUCUUAGCAGAUGAAACUAAUCUAGCAGUUAAAGGUUCUUUUGAAACAGAAGAAUCUGGUGGUCAGUCUGGUCAGCCCCCAUUUUGUACAUCCUAUCAGAAUGAUGACCCAUUAAAUGCUUUGAAGAAUAGCAACAACCAUGAUGUGCUUAGACAAGAAGACGAGGAAAAUUUUUCCCAAAUAAGUGCCAGCAUACAGAAAAAGGCCUUUAAAACAGCUGUACCCACUGAACAGAAAUGUGACAUUGACAUUACCUUUGAGUCCGUGCCUAAUUUGAAUGACUUUAACCAAAGAGGGAAUUCUAAUGCUGAAUGUAAUCCACAUUGUGCUGAAUUAUACACCAAUCAGAUGUCCACUGAAACUGAAAUGGCUAUAGAGAUUGAAAAGAACUCUUUGUCUUCAAAUGUACCAAAUGAAUCUCAAUUACAGCCUGAUCAGCCUGAUAUACCAAUAACUUCAUUUGUUUCACUUGGUUGUGAAGCUAACAAUGAAAACUUAAUUCUCUCUGGGAAAAGUUCUCAACUUUUAUCCCAAGAUACUUCAUUAACUGGAAAGCCAUCUAAAAAAAGUCAGUUUUGUGAAAAUUCUAAUGAUACAGUAAAACUUAAAAUUAAUUUUCAUGGUUCCAAGUCACCAAAUUCUAGUGAAAUUCACAAGAGUGAAAUAGAAAUUAAUGUGUUAGAACCAGUUAUGUCACAGCUAUCAAAUUGCCAAGGUAAUUCUUGUCUUCAGAGUGAAGUACUACCUGUGUCUGUUGAAAGUUCACAUUUAAAUGUAUCCGGACAACAAGUAGAAAUUCAUCUUGGAGAUUCGCUGUCUUCUACUAAACAACCAUCUAAUGAUUCAACAUCUGCUGAGUUAAGUCGUACAGAAAAUGAAGCCCAGCCAUCCAAGUCUGAGAAUUCACAAGAGCCUUCAUCAUCUGUAAAAGAAGAGAAUACUAUUUUUCUCUCUUUAGGUGGAAAUGAUAACUGUGAGAAAGUUGCACUGACGCCUCCAGAAGGCACUCCUGUAGAAAACAGUCACUCUCUUCCUCCAGAAUCUGUGUGUUGUUCAGUGGGAGAUUCUCACUCUGAGUCCCAAAAUACUGAUGAUAAACCUUCUAGCAACAACUUAGCAGAGAUAGAUGCAUCAAAUAUUGUCUCUCUCAAAGUUAUCAUUAGUGAUGAUCCAUUUGUUUCCUCAGAUACUGAACUUACCAGUGCUGUUUCUAGUAUUAAUGGAGAAAACCUGCCAACUAUAAUCUUGUCUUCUCCUACUAAAUCACCUGCUAAAAAUGCAGAAUUAGUUAAAUGCCUGUCCUCAGAAGAAACUGUAGGUGCUGUUGUAUAUGCUGAAGUAGGGGAUUCAGCCUCAAUGGAACAGAGUCUUUUAGCAUUCAAAUCUGAAGACUCUGCAGUAAACAACACUCAGAAUGAAGAUGGCAUUGCUUUUUCAGCUAAUGUUACACCAUGUGUUUCCAAGGAUGGAGGAUAUAUACAGCUGAUGCCAGCCACAAGCACAGCUUUUGGCAAUUCAAAUAACAUUCUGAUAGCUACCUGUGUGACUGAUCCAACAGCAUUAGGAACAUCUGUAAGUCAGUCUAAUGUAGUGGUGUUGCCUGGAAAUUCUGCACCUAUGACUGCUCAACCUCUACCGCCUCAGUUACAGACACCACCAAGAUCAAACAGUGUAUUUGCUGUCAACCAAGCUGUGUCACCAAACUUUUCACAAGGAUCUGCCAUAAUAAUUGCCUCUCCAGUGCAGCCUGUACUCCAAGGAAUGGUAGGGAUGAUCCCAGUAUCUGUGGUUGGACAGAAUGGAAAUAACUUUUCUACUCCUCCUCGGCAGGUUCUUCAUAUGCCUUUGACAGCACCUGUAUGCAAUAGAAGUAUCCCUCAAUUCCCCGUCCCUCCAAAAUCUCAGAAGGCUCAGGGACUAAGAAACAAGCCUUGUAUAGGAAAACAAUUAAAUAAUUUGGUGGAUUCGUCAGGUCACUCAGUUGGAUGUCAUGCACAAAGAACUGAAGUUUCUGACAAGAAUAUUGCCACGGAUCUUGGGAAGAAAUCAGAAGAAACCACAGUUCCCUUCCCAGAAGAGAGUGUAGUUCCAGCUGCUAAACCAUGCCACAGACGUGUACUCUGUUUUGACAGCACUACUGCUUCUGUGGCAAAUACACAGGGGCCAAACCAUAAGAUGGUAUCCCAAAACAAAGAAAGGAAUGCAGUCUCUUUCCCUAAUCUUGACUCACCCAAUGUGUCCUCCACCUUAAAACCCCCUUCUAAUAAUGCUGUCAAAAGAGAGAAAGAGAAGCCUCCUCUGCCUAAGAUUUUAUCUAAAUCAGAAAGUACCAUUAGCCGACAUACCACCGUAAGAGAAACUCAAUCAGAAAAGAAAGUUCCACCAACAGAAAUUGUGCUUGAAUCUUUCCAUAAAGCAACAGCUAAUAAGGAGAAUGAAUUAUGCAGCGAUGUAGAAAGGCAGAAAAAUCCAGAAAAUUCGAAACUAUCUAUUGGGCAGCAAAAUGGGGGUUUGCGAAGUGAGAAAUCUAUAGCUUCACUGCAAGAAAUGACCAAAAAACAAGGAACAUCUUCAAACAAUAAAAAUGUCCCUUCAGUAGGUACAGCUGUGAAGGAUCUAAAACAAGAACAAACUAAAUCCGCCAGUUCUUUGAUUACCACAGAAAUGUUACAGGAUAUACAGAGGCACAGCUCAGUAAGUAGGCUUGCCGAUAGUAGUGAUUUACCUGUACCCCGGACACCUGGCUCAGGGGCAGGGGAAAAACAUAAAGAAGAACCUAUAGAUAUUAUCAAGGCCCCCUCUAGUAGGCGUUUCAGUGAAGACAGUAGUGCAUCAAAAGUAAUGGUCCCUCCUGUCACCCCAGACUUGCCUGCCUGCAGCCCCGCCAGUGAAACAGGCAGUGAAAACAGUGUAAAUAUGGCUGCCCACACAUUAAUGAUUCUCUCCAGGGCAGCCAUUUCUAGGACUACUUCAGCAACUCCUCUAAAAGAUAACACACAACAGUUUAGAGCAUCUUCAAGGAGCACCACAAAAAAGCGGAAAAUUGAGGAAUUAGAUGAACGUGAGCGAAACUCUCGUCCUUCUAGUAAAAAUCUUACAAAUUCAUCAAUACCAAUGAAAAAGAAGAAAAUUAAGAAAAAGAAGCUUCCCAGUUCAUUUCCAGCAGGAAUGGAUGUAGACAAAUUUUUGUUAUCAUUGCAUUAUGAUGAGUAAACAUUCUGGACACAUAAGAACAGUAGGUGUUCAAAACUCAUAUCCCUGAAACUGAGUGUAGGGAAUGGGAUAUUGACAGAAUCUGAAAGCAUGACCUGCACUUUCGUUGUACUGAAAUUUCACUUUAUAUCUAAAUCAUGCUGUUUCUGAAACAGCUUCCUAGUUUGUAAAUAGACUUACUUGGUAUAUUUUUAUUUUGGGAAAAACAUUUGCAGAAAUGUAAGUAAAGCCAAUCUGCAAAACUGUAUAGCUUUGACAAUUCUAUAUUGUAAAUACUGUGUAAAUCUUGUUGAAAUAGAGGUUAAAUCAACCUAAUGUUCUUACACUGUGUUUUUUGACUUCUUAUGAUCCCUAAUUCUGAGACUUACUCAUCUGGAAUAGUUUCUCUACUUGUUUUAGAGGAAAAUGAUGCUUAUUCUUAUAAAUUACCUUUAGUAACUAUUCAACAAGACAUUUAAAUACACAACCACUAAGUACUACAAAAUGAAAAGUACCUCAACUGAUAGCAAAAUAUCUAAUUAGAAAUCAACAGUUUGAUGAGUCUUUUCCUAGAGUGAAUACUACCCCUUUCUUAUAAUUGCUGUAAGUAUUAUAUUUCUGGAAUUUUACACUUUACCUAUUCUGAUCACUCUGUUCUCUUUGUUUUAAAGAGAGAAUUUUGUAAACCAUUUAUUGAAUGUUCUGAUCUUUCAUUUAUAACUUUUAAGAUUUUUUACAGAACUUUAAGUGGUUAGACUGUUGAGCCAUAUAAAGUUUGGUUUGUAGUAGAGAUUUCUCGGUAUGUACUUUUCCCCUAAAUGCUGGGGAUUUAAAGAAUUGCACUAAUUCAUAGAACUCUUUACAUUGUAGUGACCAAUGCACAUAUAAUUUAAAUCUUGUGUUCUAUGUGAAAGCUUAUGUGGAGGAUUAUCUUCUGGUGUUGUGUCCAUCAUAAGAUGUAAAAAGAGAAAUCAUAGUUUUAUAUUUUAGUUUCUCCUACAAUGGGUAUGUUAAAUAACUAUAUCUAUACUUAGAUAUAGUGCAUUGUCUGUGUCCCUUAAAGUGUUACAAAGAGUUUCUCUCAAAAGGUCCUUAAGGAGAGUGAGAGAUGAGAAAGGUGCCUUCUCUGUAUUAGACUCACACACAUCAGUCAAGUUGAAGAAUUGGUUUAAACUUUUAAAUGAGAACAGAAAUUAUAAUUAGUACCUGACCAAUUGUGCCUAGAUAUUAAAGUAUGUUCUCUUUAGUACUUUCCGUUCAAUUAAAUAUCAGUAUAUUAGGGAUUUUUUUCUACAGGUGUAUAUUUUGUUAAAGAGUCACUUUCCUCAACCAUUUUUUUGUACUGGUAGCCUUUAAAAAAAUAAAUCCAUCCGACUUUAACACAACAUUUCUCAGUGUAGAAAUCCUGUCUUCUUCAUUGCUGAACCUUACUGCAAAAACUUGUGAUGUAAGAAAUUUGUAUGAUGUGGCAGUGGUCUAUUCCUAAGGAACUAAAUAUCAUAUAGUUAAUGUUUAUUUAACUCAACUUGAGACUGUACUACAGUUAGGUUUGAAUAAAUAUUUUCAUUAACUUCAAAAGUUUGAAUUACUUUAUAUUGGCAGUCUUGUUUAGAAACUGAUUAAAUUCCUUUGCAAAUCAGUUCUUACUCUUUUUUGGGAGUUUGUACAAUGCUGAAAAUCACAGAGUUUUCUUCUUAUUCAAUUCUUACUUGUAUGUACUAAGUACUGAAAAUUCGUAUACAAAUAAAAUAAGUUUGCUUUCUUCAAGAUUCAUAGUUAACUAACCAGGAACUGCUAAAUAAAGUCGAAAGAUAACUUGUACUUGGAGCUUUUAUGUUCAAGGGCAAAAUCAUAUCCCCAUUUUACCUUAAAAGUCCACAGGUCCUGGACUUAAUUAUACUAUUGUACCUGGUAACCUAUUUGAAUACUUAAAUGCCCAGUGACUGCAAUUCAGGGUUGAUGUAUACUACAACAAUCCAUGGCUGUUUUUAUAAUUACAUAUAAGGAUCCAGUCUGUUGUUUGGAUAUUACUUAGAGGUUAAUGCAGUCAGUGUAUGCCAAAUCUGAGAAGUGUUGUUAAGUAAAAUCUUGUUACAGAUUUAGCCCUGGAUAUUAUUAGAACUACAGUGUGUUGAAAUUGCACAUGAGAAAAGCAUCCAUCAGCAUUCAUGCAAAGGCUACAUGUCAUGACUAUUAGGAGUAAUUUCAAAAGCAUAUUACUAUAUAUUCUGCAUUCAUCCUUUCUCUGGUCAUCAUCUUUCAGGCUCAAGCCCAGCUUUCUGAAAUUACAUAAGUUUUGACUUUAUUGUUAGUUAUUUUGCUGCUUCCUUUAAGCAAUGGACUCAUUGUGUACUUUUUUCUUUUUAUAAAUGUUAUCAUUUUGUCAUACUUUUGUCUUUUUUUGUAAAUUUUUAUCUACAUUGUUGAACUCAUGAUACAUACAGCUUCCUAAUGCUUUUUGUUUUGUUUUUUUGAGAGAGGGUCUCACUCUGUUGCAGGCUGAAGUACAGUGGCAAAAUCAAGGCUCACCACAGCCUCGACCUCCCAGGCUAAAGUGAUCCUCUUACCUCAGCCUGCCGAGUAGCUGGGACUACAGGCACAUUCCAUCGCACCCAGUUUUUUAUUUGUUUUGUUUUUUGUUUUUUUUUUUUGUCUUUCAGAGAGAUGGGGUCUCACUGUGUUGCCCAGGCUGAUCUUAAACUCUUGGACUCAAGCAGUCCUCCUGCCUCGGCCUCCCAAGUGUUGGGAUUACAGGCAUGUGAGCCACUUCAUCCAGCUGCUUCUUUUACUUCCAAUAAUAUAAAGCUUUUUCCUUUUUUUAGCUAUUACAAACAAAAACAGCAGUUAAACAUUUGUUUAUGUUAAUUAUUUCGUUAGAAAUUUUAGAGAUUAGAAUUACCAAAUCAAGAAGUUAGUGUACCUUUUUUUAAGGUUCUCAGUACAUUUUGCCAUAUGCUGCUAUUAAACUUGGCGUCAGUUUACAUUUCUACCAGCAAAUUGUCAUUUUUUUGCAUAGCAUAUGCUUAUCUAUUUCCAGAGGCAUAUUCACCUAUAUCAUCACCUGUUUCUAGGUUUGUAUUUCCUGAUUUGGUAAAAUUAAGAGUUAGCUCCUAAUCCAUUUGUUACUUGUUUUGGUACCUGAUUUGAAAAAAGGGUCAGUGUACAUUUUUUUCCCUAAAUAUGUAACUGCUUGACAGUUUGUUCACUUGACAAUUUAACCACUGCACAGUUUGUUCAGAUAAGCUUUCCUUUCCCCUGUUCAUUUAUUUAAGAUGUCUGUCUUAUCCUACACUGAUUAACAAUCUCUUAUUCACAAUUCUAAAACCCAAAAGGUUCUGGCAACCAAUUUUUUCCCCUGAGAUUUAACAUCAGAACUCAUUCUGUGGCAAACCUGACCUGAAAUGACACGAGGCUACUUAACAGUCUUUAUCUCAUUUAUAGUAAUGUUGAGUCUGCUGUUCCAGACUCAACCAGGGGGCAUAUGGUGCAUACAUUUGAGUUAUUUUUUAGAAAUCCAAAAUAUUCUGAUUUAUGAACCCCAGCUAAUCCCAAAGGUGUAUGAUCAAAGAUUUUGGACUUGUACUAAAUGUAUACACAUAUAUACACACUAUAUGGUAUGUGUAUAAUCUUUCUGUGCUACUGAUUAAAUCAUUAUAACUUUUGUGUCCA
Messenger RNA from Symphalangus syndactylus (siamang), 8503 nucleotides. RefSeq names its product nuclear protein, coactivator of histone transcription (gene NPAT). NCBI's taxonomy places the organism in Eukaryota, Metazoa, Chordata, Mammalia, Primates, Hylobatidae. Gene Ontology annotation, molecular function: protein binding; transcription coregulator activity. Gene Ontology annotation, cellular component: nucleus. The record is from RefSeq and is a predicted model, not a curated record.